UCGGCGCGCCCGGCCCCCUCGGCGGUCCCCACAGCGCCCCCCGGCCCCAUGCAGUCUCGGAUCCUGCUGCUCGGGGCGCCCGGCGGCCGCGGGGGCUCGGCCUCCCGGCGCGUGCGGCUGCUCCUGCGGCAGGUGGUGCGGGGCCGGCCCGAGGUCAGACUGCUGCACGCCGCCGGGAUGGGGGCCGAUUCAGGGGAUACAGUUACUAUUGGAGAUGUAUCAUACAAGUUGAAAAUACCUAAGAACCCAGAACUUGUACCACAGAACUACAUUUCAGACUCUUUGGCUCAAUCUGUAGUUCACCAUCUAAGAUGGAUAAUGCAGAAGGAUCUUUUGGGGCAAGAUAUCUUCCUAAUAGGACCUCCUGGGCCUCUUCGACGCUCAAUUGCUAUGCAGUACUUGGAGCUGACCAAGCGGGAGGUUGAAUACAUCGCACUGUCACGGGACACUACGGAAACGGAUCUCAAACAGCGACGGGAGAUCCGCGCAGGCACAGCUUUCUACAUUGAUCAGUGUGCAGUCCGCGCAGCCACUGAAGGCAGAACUCUGGUUUUGGAAGGCUUGGAGAAGGCAGAGAGAAAUGUCCUGCCUGUACUGAACAACUUGCUGGAAAACAGAGAAAUGCAACUUGAGGAUGGACGCUUCCUGAUGUCUGCUGAGCGGUACGACAAACUUCUCCAAGAUCAUACUAAGGCAGAACUGGAUGCAUGGAAGAUUGUUCGAGUCAGUGAGAAUUUCCGAGUGAUUGCCCUGGGUUUGCCAGUGCCAAGAUACUCUGGGAAUCCAUUAGACCCUCCUCUCCGCUCUCGAUUUCAAGCCAGAGAUAUUUACUUUCUACCCUUCAAGGACCAACUUAAACUGUUAUAUUCAGUUGGAGCCAAUGUAUCUGCUGACAAGAUUUCUCAGCUCUUGUCAUUUGCUACAACUCUCUGUUCCCAAGAAUCUUCCACUCUUGGACUUCCAGAUUUCCCUUUGGAUAAUUUACCAGCUGCAGUUCAAAUCCUGGAUUGCUUUCCCAUGAUGUCAGUCAAGCAUGCAAUCCAGUGGCUUUAUCCAUACAGUAUUCUCUUAGGACAUGAAGGGAAGAUGGCUGUUGAAGAUGUCUUAAAACGCUUUGAGCUUCAGGAUUCGAAAAGCUCUCUGCUUCCCAAAGAGAUUGUAAGAGUGGAGAGGAUGGCUGAAAACCAUGUCUUCCAAGCUUCUGUGACCAUCAGCAUUGCAGGAAAGGAGGUAACCAUUAAGGUGCCAUCUGGAACGAGACCAUUAAGUGAACCUUGUACAUCAGACCAUUUCAUACAGACUUUAAGCCAUAAACAGCUAUUGGCUGAAAUGAUGCAAUCACAUAUGGUUAAAGACAUAUGUUUAAUUGGAGGAAAGGGUUGCGGAAAAACAGUCAUCGCUAAGAACUUUGCUGAUACCUUAGGAUACAGCAUAGAACCUAUUAUGCUCUAUCAGGAUAUGACCGCACGUGAUCUGCUACAGCAGAGAUACACUCUUCCGAAUGGAGACACUGCCUGGCGGGCCUCGCCUCUUGUGAAUGCUGCCCUGGAGGGCAAGUUGGUCUUAUUGGAUGGUAUUCACCGGGUCAACACGGGCACACUUGCUGUAUUGCAGAGGUUAAUCCAUGAUCGAGAGCUGAGCCUCUAUGAUGGCUCUCGGCUGCUGAGAGAAGACAGGUAUCAGCGUUUAAAAGAGGAGCUACAAAUGUCUGAUGAGCAGUUACAAAUGAGAUCUAUUUUUCCUAUCCAUCCCUCAUUCCGUAUCAUUGCCAUGGCAGAGCCCCCUGUUAUUGGAAGCACAGCACAGCAGUGGCUUGGACCAGAAUUUUUAACCAUGUUCUUUUUCCAUUACAUGAAACCUCUUGUCAAAAGUGAAGAAAUGCAAGUGGUUAAAGAAAUGGUCCCAAACACACCUCAGGAAACUUUGGACAAGUUGUUGUCAUUUACUCACAAACUCAGGGAGACCCAAGAUCCAACGGCACAGUCAUUGGCAGCAUCUCUUUCUACAAGACAGCUCUUGCGUAUGGCUCGGAGGCUGUCACAGUACCCUAAUGAAAAUCUUCAUGGUGCUGUUACUAAAGCCUGCCUUUCAAGGUUUUUACCAAGUCUGGCUAGGUCAGCAUUAGAAAAAAAUCUGGCAGAUGCUGCAAUAGAAGUAAAUGCUGUUGAUAAUCUGGAACCAGAACUAGAGAACUACAAAUGUGAAGUGCUAUCUGACUCUCUGAGAAUUGGCGCUGUUAGUGCGCCCAUCUAUAAUGCCCGUGAGAAAAUGAAAGUGCCUGAUGUUCUCUUCUAUGACAAUGUACAGCACAUGAUAGUGAUGGAAGACAUGCUCAAAGACUUUCUCCUGGGAGAGCACCUAUUAUUGGUUGGUAACCAGGGUGUAGGAAAAAAUAAGAUUGUUGACAGAUUUCUUCACCUGCUCAACAGACCUCGAGAAUAUAUCCAGCUGCAUAGGGACACCACAGUACAAACUCUUACUCUUCAACCUUCUGUUAAGGAUGGACUUAUUGUGUAUGAAGAUUCACCUUUGGUUAAAGCAGUAAAGAUGGGUCAUGUUUUGGUGGUAGAUGAGGCUGAUAAAGCACCAACAAAUGUCACCUGUAUUUUAAAAACUCUAGUAGAAAAUGGGGAAAUGAUUCUAGCAGAUGGAAGACGCAUUGUUGCAAAUUCUGCCAAUGUAAGUGGAAGAGAAAAUGUUGUCGUGAUUCAUCCGGACUUUAGGAUGAUUGUUCUUGCUAACAGACCAGGAUUUCCUUUCUUGGGCAACGAUUUCUUCGGUACUCUAGGUGAUAUUUUUAGCUGUCAUGCAAUUGAUAACCCCAAACCUCACUCAGAGCUUGAGAUGCUCAAACAGUAUGGACCAAACGUGCCUGAGCCCAUCCUGCAGAAGCUCGUGGCUGCCUUCGGAGAGCUGAGGAGUUUGGCUGACCAAGGGAUCAUCAACUAUCCUUACUCCACCAGGGAAGUUGUCAACAUUGUCAAACACUUACAGAAGUUUCCCACUGAAGGUCUCUCCAAUGUGGUUCGGAAUGUUUUUGACUUUGAUUCAUAUAACAACGACAUGAGAGAGAUUUUGAUGAACACUUUACACAAAUAUGGGAUACCUAUUGGAGCAAAACCUACCAGUGUGCAACUGGCAAAGGAGUUGCCUCUACCAAAACAGACAUUUGUGGGCUACUGGACAGUUGGUCAGGCAACAACUGGAAUGCAGAAACUCUUGUGUCCAGCAGAAACUCAACUCAUAGACAUAAAGGGUCCAGUAAUUGUAAACAUACAGGAGUUUCCACUAGAAAGACAGGAAGCAAGAUCCCUAAGCUUCACUGAAGAAUGUGCUUCCUGGAGGUUGCCAUUGGAGGAAGUUAAUAUAAUCUGUGAUAUUGCUACAACACAUGAGAAUGAGGAAAAUACUCUUUAUAUAGCUGCAUGCAAUCCUAUUUCCUUAUACUUUAUGAAUAUGACUGGGAAAAGUGGCUACUUUGUCGACUUUUAUGACAUCUUCCCGAGAUUGGCAGGUGGAGUUUGGCACCCGUUUGUGACGGUGGCACCACUAGGAAGUCCCCUCAAGGGACAGGUGAUUCUCCAUGAGGAACAGAGUAAUGUUGUCCUAUUGCUGGAUACUCCAGGCCGAACCCUUCGUCGUCUCAUCCUGCCUUCAGAAGAGAUUACACCUAAGAAGUCUUCCUAUUGGAACAAACAGGAAGCCGAAACUUACAAAAUGUGUAAAGAAUUUGCACACAAGAAUUGGCUAGUUUUCUACAAAGAAAAAGGGAAUAGCCUGAUGGUGCUUGACGUUCUAGAAGGGCGAACUCACACUAUCUCGCUUCCCAUCAACCUCCAGACAGUUUUCCUCGUAGCAGAGGACAAGUGGCUUCUGGUGGAGAGCGGCACAGAUCAGAAAUAUCUGUUAACGAAGCCUGCGCACAUUGAAUCUGCCAACAGUGGAGCUUGCCAACUGUAUGUACUGAAAGAAGAGCUGCCUAGUGCAGGGUUUGGAGUUACAAAAGAAAUGGGAUUUACCAUACCUCAUAAAAUUUCCAGUGACCAACUAUCUUCUGACAAUCUAAGUUCAGCUUUGGGACAAAAGAUUGCCUCUCCAAACCGAAUCCUUUCAGAUGAGAACAAUUAUGCUACAAUAGUCGUUGGCUUCCCAGAUCUCAUGUCACCUAGUGAAGUUUAUUCUUGGAAGAGGCCAUCAUCUUUGCAUAAACCAGGUGUGAUUGACACAGCAUUCUAUGGCGGAAAGAAGAAAAGCGGGAGUCCCAAACAGAGCAACUGUGUGACUCUUUCAGAUGCUAACCAGGUGGUCAGGAUUUUGCCCCCUGGAGAUGUCCCUCUGAGAGAUAUCUACCCGAAAGAUGUUACCCCUCCACAAACAGCUGGUUAUAUAGAAGUCACUGAUCUUCAAUCAAAGAAGCUUCGAUAUAUCCCCAUUCCCAGAUCAGAGUCUCUUUCACCAUAUACCUCCUGGCUGUCUACCAUUUCGGACACAGAUGCCCUCUUGGCUGAGUGGGACAGAAGCGGUGUUGUCACUGUUGACAUGGGAGGGCACGUCAGGCUUUGGGAAACUGGACUUGAACGUCUACAGCGCUCCCUCAUGGAAUGGAGAAACAUGAUUGGACAAGAAGGUGACAGGCAUAUACAGAUAACAAUCAACAGAGACAGCGGUGAAGACGUGAGCUCCCCCAAACACGGGAAGGAAGACCCAGACAACAUGCCCCACGUGGGCGGCAAUACUUGGGCUGGAGGAACAGGGGGAAGAGACACAGCAGGGCUGGGGGGCAAAGGAGGUCCCUACCGGCUGGAUGCAGGCCACUCAGUGUACCAGAUCUCUGAUGCUGAAAAAGAUGCAGUGCCCGAAGAGGUCAAAAGAGCCGCGCGAGAGAUGGGCCAGAGAGCAUUUCAGCAGAGGCUAAAGGAGAUCCAAAUGAGUGAAUACGAUGCUGCGACCUAUGAAAGGUUUUCAGGUGCUGUUCGUCGGCAAGUGCACUCCCUCCGAAUUAUCCUGGAUAAUUUGCAGGCAAAAGGGAAAGAAAGACAGUGGCUCAGACACCAGGCUACUGGCGAACUAGACGAUGCUAAGAUCAUUGACGGGCUGACAGGAGAAAAGGCCAUCUACAAGCGCCGGGGCGAGCUGGAGCCGCAGCUGGGCAGCCCGCAGCAGAAGCCCAAGCGCCUGCGCCUGGUGGUGGAUGUGUCUGGAAGCAUGUACCGCUUCAAUGGGGUGGAUGGCCGGCUUGAGCGCUCCAUGGAGGCUGUGUGUAUGGUCAUGGAAGCCUUCGAGAACUAUGAGGAGAAGUUCAAGUAUGACGUCGUUGGACACUCUGGAGAUGGCUACAACAUAGGCCUUGUUCCGGUUAACAAAAUCCCCAAGAACAAUAAGCAAAGGCUUGAAAUUCUGAAGACAAUGCAUGCCCACUCUCAGUUCUGCAUGAGUGGGGACCACACGCUAGAGGGAACAAAACAUGCCAUCAAGGAAAUUGCCAAGGAAGAAGCUGAUGAGUACUUCGUCAUAGUUUUGAGUGAUGCAAAUCUGUCACGAUAUGGAAUACAUCCUGACAAGUUUGCCCAAAUCUUAACAAGUGACCCUCAAGUAAAUGCUUUUGCCAUUUUUAUUGGAUCUUUAGGUGACCAAGCCACCAGGCUCCAGAGGACCUUGCCGGCUGGCCGGUCUUUCAUUGCCAUGGAUACCAAGGAGAUCCCUCAGAUUCUACAACAGAUCUUCACCUCCACUAUGCUGUCAGGUGUUUAAGGAAUGCCCUUCAUCACCCUCAUGAAAUAAGACAAAAAUAAAGAAUAUUCUGAAGAAAAGGAAACAUGUGCAAAGUGAGCCCAUGCAAGGACUGGAUAAUUCUGGCUUUCCUGGGCCUUUCUUUGCCUGCUCUGUCAUCAGAAUUGAGCAAGACAGAGGAGGGGAGACUAGUGCACGAAUCUUCCAAUAAACGUUGAUGAUUUAGAAGUCACUCAAGGAAGCAGGUUGACCUGCAUUUCAUAAAAGAUCAAGGCAAUGGUUGGUCUCUGUUUCCUAAACCCAGAGGGAUAAAAGACUCCAUGCCUCUGAUAUCGCAUAUGAUCUGUCACCUGAGAUGAGAAGGGAUCCCGCCAAAGGGGGCUCUCACUCCCCGCUCUACUUUGAGAUACAAGCCCAACAUGCUACCAUCCCGCAUUGGUUCUGCAUUCUCCCCACCACAUAUUGCCUAGCAAGCAUUGACUGUGUAGUGUUCAACCCCCUGAAAGUCUUCCCCACAGCAGAUUUGUAUACAAGGUUGGAUUUUCUUGGCCAAAGCCAAAAGAAGACAAAAGAUCUUUAGCGGGCUUGCUCUGCCAUGUGACUUUUCAUAGGCUCUUGACACAAUAAAGAGCAAAUGUCUCGUUCUUCUCCGCCCCGGUGGAAGGGUCAAGAUGUCUUGCCUGAGUCUCCAAUUUCUGCUGAUUCUCCCAGUGCCUCCCCACCUUUUCACACUUGGGUAGCUGAAAUGAAAUGCUCAAACUAACAGAUUCUUCAAUGGAAACUCAUCUACUCAGAGUAUUCAGGUAAAACUUACCUAAUGCAAAGCAAAGGAUAAUAAAAUUGAAGUCAAUGGUGAUUGCAGAUUUCUUUAGCUGUGAAAGCAAAAUAUACUAAUGAUGAUUUUUUUUCAA
Messenger RNA from Ochotona curzoniae (black-lipped pika), 6641 nucleotides. RefSeq names its product von Willebrand factor A domain containing 8 (gene VWA8). Lineage: Eukaryota; Metazoa; Chordata; Mammalia; Lagomorpha; Ochotonidae. The transcript is spliced from 45 exons. Gene Ontology annotation, molecular function: ATP hydrolysis activity; ATP binding. The coding region runs from base 49 to 5751 and encodes 1900 amino acids. The record is from RefSeq and is a predicted model, not a curated record. Gene Ontology annotation, cellular component: cytoplasm.